GUCUGUUUUGACAAAGCUCCAUAUUACACAGUCACCAAAAAUGUUGUCAGCAUUUAAGAGCCUGAACUUGAGUCGCGCGGCAGCGAACUUUUUCUCUUCCCGGGCACGAAAAACGUCGACUCUAUGCAGCGAGAGAAGGGGACUGUGUGUAAACCCAGACAGAAAGUACUCUGGGAAACGCUUCAAUGUGCCGCCGAGCGCCGAGUUUGUUGCGCGGGUGUCAGGGAUCCCCACCAUGGCCAAAUUACCCUUCCAGGACUCGGCCGCAGGGCUGGACGCGGCGUUUAUUGGAGUUCCGAUUGACACCGGAACCUCAAACCGACCCGGUGCAAGGUUUGGCCCUCGCCAGAUCAGAGUAGAGUCUGCCUUGCUGAGGGCGUACAACAGCGGCACCAGGGCAGCACCCUAUGAGUCUCUGAUGGUUGCUGAUAUUGGGGAUGUAAAUGUGAAUGUGUACGAUCUAAAGGACACCUGCAGACGGAUCAGGGAAGCCUACAGAAAGAUCCUGGCCACCGGCUGUAUCCCACUUACUAUGGGUGGGGAUCAUACAAUUGCAUACCCAAUACUGCAAGCUGUUGCUGAGAAGCAUGGCCCAGUGGGUUUGGUCCACGUGGACGCUCAUGCUGACACCAGUGAUGUGGUGCUGGGAGAGAAGAUCGGCCACGGGACUCCGUUCAGACGCUGCGUGGAGGAGGGGCUUCUGGACUGCAAGAGAGUGGUUCAGAUUGGCCUGCGGGGUUCAGGGUACUCUCCAGACUCGUAUGAAUGGAGCCGUGCACAGGGUUUCCGUGUGGUCCAGGUGGAAGAGUGCUGGUUCAAAUCUCUUGCACCUCUGAUGUCUGAAGUCAGGGCGCAGAUGGGCAGCGGGCCAGUCUACCUGAGUUUUGACAUUGAUGCUCUUGACCCGGGCUUUGCUCCUGGAACAGGCACACCAGAGAUAGCAGGACUCACUCCCAUACAGGGUGUUGAGAUUAUUCGGGGCUGUCGUGGUCUGAACCUUAUAGGAUGUGACCUAGUGGAGGUGUCUCCACCCUAUGACACCACAGGAAACACAGCACUGACUGGAGCCAACCUUCUCUUUGAAAUGUUAUGUGUUCUCCCAAAAGUGAAGUAUCACUGAUCUGGUCAGACAGAGAACUACACGGAGUUUUAAGGAAAAAAACAAAACAAAGCCAAACAAAAGAAUAAUCAGAUAUCCGACUACCACCAAACAGUCUCUUGAAGUAUUUCUUUGGACUUCUAAAGAAGCCAAAUUUUGUGUUUUAAUCUGUUAGCAUGAAGCAUUUGAUUACAGCCAAAAAUCACAUACAGAUGCUCGGUUGCAGACGGGGGAUACUCAGAUAGUUUUAAUAAAACUUAGUAAUAUAUUCAUGUUUUUUAACUGACCCUUUAAAUUACUGCUGACAUGUUGACAAAUGAAUAAAUCAAGCACAUGCUCAUCUUGAA
This is a messenger RNA of Melanotaenia boesemani (Boeseman's rainbowfish), 1446 nucleotides long. RefSeq names its product agmatine ureohydrolase (agmatinase) (gene agmat). The transcript has 7 exons. The coding region runs from base 41 to 1120 and encodes 359 amino acids. Gene Ontology annotation, molecular function: metal ion binding; agmatinase activity. The record is from RefSeq and is a predicted model, not a curated record. NCBI's taxonomy places the organism in Eukaryota, Metazoa, Chordata, Actinopteri, Atheriniformes, Melanotaeniidae.